AUGGCAAAUGUGAGGAAUGCAGUUUUGGAUUAUGUGGACUGCAUUUCGGAAAGGAAAAAGGUCGUGUCGCUCAAACGUCGACAUAAUACUGCAAAUCUCCGAAUCUCGUUUCGAAUAAACUGGAUCGCGAUACUGACCAUAACGAUGUCAAUAUUACUCUGUCAAUUCGCAGAAUCUGUCGCUGAACGACAAGCAUCGAGUUCACACGGAGGAAGAAAGCAUUACGCUCAUUGCGCGAAUCGACGGAUAGGUCCUAGCCUGCGAAGGUCGUUGACACCAGUCAAACACACCUUCCAAAGCGUCGCGGAGAAUACAACUGACAUGUCGCAGGACAUUUUAUCGCGUCUGGAGGCCGCUGUAGUUUUACGAGGCAACCUGAUCACGGCGUUAGGUCGCGUACUUUUGUCCUGUCUCGACGACGACGCGAGGGUACCCUUCGAACUCGUCCACGACACCGUACGAAAUCGCCAGGUUGCCGUCUACGAGCUGCUGCCGAUCGUGCCGGCGCUUCAGAACAAGCUGCCGAAGCAGCAGCUGUACAAGCUCCUGCAAAUGCUGGAGCGAGUCAUCGGCAAUCGCUUCGUCUCCGAAUACGCGUCGCUCUGCAUAAACGUCUUCCAAGAUAUCAGCGCCGUCGUGGAAGAAGCGUCGCUCGCCGACAUGUUACUGAACGUGGACCCGGACACGAUAGAGUCGAUUUCUCGGGAUAAAUACAGACCUUUGUCUCUAACAAGGGACAUUACCUCUCUAUUGCAAGCGGCUAGCAACGAUACUGCGAUAUUGAAUCUGCGUAUAGUGGCGGCGAUAUUGGAGAAUUAUCCGGCGUUCGAUCUGACGGAUCCGGAGGUUCACGACGCUGUUACUUUCGUCGCGGAAAGAAUGAGGGAACGUUCGCGCGAGGAGGAUUCUUUAUUGCGAUACAUAGAAUCGAAGCUGGAUGACGUGACGGAUUUUCUGAGAACCAUCCUCGAACGUCUGGAGAUGGACAAGUUGUCGUCCAAGGCAACCCAGGAAGCGAUCUCGCUGCUGCUUCAGAAUCUCGAUGCGGAGUUUUAUUCAUUUACCGCCAGAUGGAACGAUCCGAGGAAGCUCUUGAUGAUUACGAGCAAUGAUUAUCCGGUUGACGUCACCGCCGUGGCGAAAUAUCUCGCAGAUAAUCUCAACGAUUCGCUUCUUCAAGAUCUCGACAUCGCCUUCUACGAAACGGACGGUCACGCUCUUCUGCAAAUGCUGUCGCGUCUUCGCAGAAAGUCCGGUCUACAGCAUCUGAGUAAACCUCUGUCUUUAUUGACAUCUUUCGUCUCGCAGAAAUUGAUAUACGAUGACAAUUACGCCUACACAGCACCGGUUAGUCAAUACGAGGUGAACAACUAUAUGGAUUCCUUCGACACUCCGUGUCUGCAGCAAAACAUAAGUGACGCGAUGGAAACGUUACGACCCCAUCUAUCCAAGGAUCUACCGUGGACCUAUGCCUUCGGAAAUAGACUGGUGAGUGACAAUCCCUGGGAAUUAACGUUACUCUCGUUGAGUCGUUUGAGGAACAUUCCGAUCAGCAAGCCGCGAGCGAUCGCCAUCGAUAAUUUCAUCUACAAAAAUCGCGCUCUGACUGGUAGACGGAACCCGCUUUAUGACUUCGGCAUUAUCUUUCAAAGAAAUGACUCGACAGACGUGGAGGUCGAUCUGUUUUCUCUACUGACGCGCAUCCCGAACGCUUUCAGAAGUGAGAAAUUUGCUCCCAUGCUGAAUUUUCUGUCCAAGCCGAAUAUCCUCGACAUCCUCGGCUACGGAUUUAAUAAAUUUAAAUACGAUACUCCCAGAAGUUUAUUGUUAGCCGUGCUGAAGAGAGCACUAACGCUCGCUUCUGUGAGAUUCGACGAGUCUCUAUCCGAAGCUCUUCAGAAAGCCUGCAACUACCUGGAAGAGCCGCUAUUAAUUAACAUGUACACCUCGGAAGGUCUGCAGCUCCUUUUGAAGCAUUUACCAGGUAUUGAAAGUGAUCCGCGAUAUCUGCCGCUCAAGAUACUCUUCAAGAAGAAGAAGCUGUUUACGUAUUUAUCGCCAAACUUUAGCCUAGCCGGAGUGCACUCGCCGAUGGAGAGGCUUUUAUUGAUAUUACGGACGGUGAGUUUGAAGAAUGAUCAACCGAUUCUCUCCGAGGCGCUGCAAUUCACUCUCGAAAACAUUGGCGGAUCACCGCUGCCGAUCAAAUCUUUUGAUCGAGUCGACUUCGUCUACCUGAUUCAGCAACUGUUGUCGCGCGAUAGUACACUGCAGAAUGAAAUCUUGAACUCGACGGUGUAUACGAAAGUAGGCGAGUGGAAAAUCUCCAUCGGCGGCACGCCGGAAACUAUUCUCGCUAAAAUUCUCAGCUAUCCCGUUAAUGAUAUCGCGUCGGAUGGGCAUCUGGCUAAUAUUGUGACGCAGGCGAUGAGCAUUCUGGAAGAAGAUCUGAGGAACAUCGAGAUCUUGAAGAAGCAGAUGUUGGAGGAAAUGCUGGAAUAUCUGCCGAACAAUACGUAUGCGAAGCCCGUGAUUCUAUUGCUGAAAAAAUCGAAUCUGAUGACGCUCGUGCCGGAUUUAAAUCUCACAAUGUUGGAGGAGGUCAGCCCGCGCGACGCAUUAAUUAUAUUACUGAAAAGCUUCACCGAGUCUCGCGCGAUUCGCGCGGAAAAGCUGCUGCUGAGACGCAUCCGGGCAGCAUUGAGUUUCUUGGACGGCAACGAUCAGUUUCAUCAGACGCCGAUUUAUGCUUACUUGUUUCAAUCGUUGCAGGAUCCGAACAACGUUGUCUAUAAGCCGCUUUUACGACAAGUAAGCGAGUUGCAAGUGAUAAUUUCGCCCGACGAACGACAAGAUUGGUUGGAGAAAUAUCUCGAAGAGAUUGUCGUCAAAAAGAAAACGAAGCUGUCGAGAGCCGCGUUGAUGGCAUUGAAGGAAAUCAGAUACGAUGAAAAUUCGGACGAAGAGUCACGCGCUAGUAAGACGCGAAUCAAGGAAGCCGUGUUAUUCCUGCCUGACGAAUCCUUCGCCAAACCACUGCAAAAAUUACUGACGCCAGAAUGGGCGUACGAUGUUCUGCCGGAGGAGCUCAGAAAUUCGAAUUCGCUGGAAAAGAAGGAAUUAUUAUUGGAAAUUUUACAUCAUGCGAAACGUCGAACCGAUGUCAUCGAUAACCUCGCUUUAAUGAGAAUUAUCUCCAAGGUCGAGACAAGAUUGAAUGGAUGGAAAGCGGAAGUCGAGAAACUGAAGAGCGCCGUUUCCGCCGCGAAAGCAGCCAUUUACGAUCCCGUGAAAAAUCUUCUGACUGCUACAAGACUCAACAAGAUUAAACUCAACGUGCCUCUCGGUAAAUCAGCCAAGGCAUCGCUGCUGGGACUAUUGCAUCGUCUGCUGCAGCAUCCUGUGAUCACGCAAAACAACAAGGUCUUCGAAAUGUUGAGCGCUAUUAGACAGGACGUUUUCUCCUUCGGCGUGGACGUGGACUUGUUGACCGUCCUCGACGACGCGGGAAUCGCUUAUACUCGCGAGCUCGCUCCUAUCAGAUUGUUCCUGCACAGACGAGAUUUCAAUGAAAAAUUCGGAAGUACUAUUUUCACGAUUGCGGAUCCCGGGAAACGUUAUCGCACCUUAUUGAACAUCCUGCAGAAGCAACGCCAGAUAAAUAACGACACGCGAUUCCAUGACGCGCUCUCGAUAUUGAGGAAUAUUGAUCCCGUCAGCGGAGAAUCCGCGGGUACUUUAAUUUCGGAUCUCGACGACGUAGUCAACUCCAUCCCGCAUCAUGUCAGACAACAAUUCAAGUCGAUCGAGCAACUGUUCAGCGUCAACGUUCUGUCUCGUUUCACAGGUGACAAUGAAAUUGUCGAGUCGAACGCGCCGCUAACUGUUCUGUUAUCUAAGAUAGCGAAUCUGCCGGAAAUCCGCGGUAAUCGUACCGCAAUGCAUGAAUUAAAGAAACUGCGAUCUAAAAUCAAGCAGUUAGACAAUCAUUCAAUCAUCACCGGUUAUCAACUUAGACCGUUGUUAGUGGAGCUCGAACAUGUUCAACAAAUAAACGUAGACUAUCUUAAUUUCAUCUUAGAUUCUGAAGUAUUGAGUUAUCUAAAUCCAGAGAUAUUCUCCGACAUGUUCGAGGAUAGUAUCGAAAUACUCGGCACUAUCGUUGACUAUCUGUUGUACGAAGAAACGAUGCACAGCGAUUAUAUCGUGCGAAAACAUCUGCAGUCCUUGAAGAAUGCUUUGGCGUUUACAACGGGCUCCGGGAAGACGUCCUCGAAGAGAUAUUUAAUGAAGAAAGACUGGGAGCAGAUGCUGGUCCUCAUACCUCGCAAGAGAAAUUUCACGCCCAUCAAGAUCUUUCUGCAAUCCGAAGAGAUAUACAAAUACAUUCCCAAGGACACGAAUUGGAACCUAUUUUCCACUCCGGACAAGAAACUGCUUCAUCUAUUAUCGUUAAUCGAAAGCAGCGACAUUGAGAAUAAAAAUAUCUAUAGGUCGGCAAACGAGUUGCGCGACAAUCUCGAAAAUCGUUUUAAUUUUAUCACCGAACGGGAUAUUAAAAGCAUGCAUCGUGCCUUAACGAGUCUCAAGCUCAAUUACGAUCUAACUCCGCUCAAGAUAUUUUUAAAUCAUGAUACACUAAUCAAAUAUUUGUCGCCGGACUUUAAUUAUACCAAGUAUGGCGCGUCGAUUAAUGGCCUCGCCGCCGUGCUCGAUAAUUUUUUGCGGUCUCCCAGUUUGAAGCACAGAACGACUCUUUAUGAAACCAUGAAUUUCGUAAGAAAAUCAAUUCGCGAACAAGUUAACUCGGGGAGGCGAUCGUCUCGCAAGACUUCUCACGACCAGCUGUCCAGCGAGGAUCUCGAAUUUAUCAGUUCGUUAAAUAUUUCCCAGCCGUUACGCGAGUUUUUCAAGCCUAAAAAUCUGCUGACUGUAUUGCCGCGAUCAUUUACCUUGAACAACCGACUGACAUACAAGACGAAAACGUUGCAUUUACUGCGACAACUAUUGCAACUGAAUAACAAGGACAUUUAUUCGGAAUUACAAAGACUUGUCCGCGAAGUAGAGACAUACCCCGACGUUCCAAACAUCGUACAGGAUGAUUUGACGCCGCUCCUGAACGUAAUUCCCAUCGAGGGAAUACCUUACGUUAAGCUCAUCAAGAAAUAUUUGAAACCUGUAACGUUAAUCAAGUUGUUACCGGGAUAUUUCAAUCUAAAACGAAUGCUUAACGCUAAAGUGGCGUUGCAUAAUCUUCUAUCGCUGUUGAGGCUAACUCUUGGAUCCGCGAUGAGCGACAAAUUGAAAACAGCUCUCGAUGCGCUCAUAAGCGAAUUAGCGAAGGUUAGCUCCAAUGUAAUACCGGAGGAGGCGGUAGUCGACAGCAACGAAAUCAAAUCUAUCGUGGAGGAAAUUCCGUUCCAGCAAUACAAGCAGAUCGAGCCGCUCAAGGCUCAGAUGACGACCGCGAAAAUCAUCUCGUCCUUGCCGACGAAUUUCCAGUUGACCGAUUAUAAGACGAAAAAACUUCGAGUAUUGGCGGUUUUGAACGAGUUGUCUAAAAGCAAUGUAUUUCAGCCCUGGCAGGAAUCCAUGAAUUUUGCGAGAAAUAUCAUCGGGAAGAUGCCGAACGCACCUGCGGUGAACGACACAGAAAUCGAGAGGCUGUUACUGCCGUUGCCGUUGAGCACGUAUAACGUGGAGCUGCUCAUAACAAACUGCAAGUUGGCCAAGUUGAUGCCGUAUCUGCCGAUCCACUUCGAUUUCGCCGACCUAGGCUCGCGAAAGAUGAAACUCGCCAAGAUCAUGCGCUACUGCAAGAAGGCUUAUCCCAUGGAUAUGAGCACGAAACAGGCGUUGACCAACGCCGAGGCGACCUUGAACAUGGCGCCCGACAUCGACAUCACGUCGGAACACGUGAGAGUCUUGAUACGAGCGAUUCCAUGCGUUCAUUUCACUUUGAUCAAACCGCUGCUGCGGUUCCUGUCGAUGACGGACAUCUCGUCGCUUCUUCCUUGGGACCUCGACGUCUACCGUGCGUCGCGCACCUUCAAGCUGCGCGUCCUUGAUCUACUGGCUGCUCUGCGAAACGUCAAGGAGCUGCAGAGCAGCGAGAUGUUCUCCGCCCUCGAUUACUUGGAGACGAACACGAAAUCGUUGCCGGAGCAGGUGGAAAUUCCUCAAGAUCGUAUAACGGUUCUCAAUCAAACGGAGAUCAUGAAUUUCGCGCCGUGCGCGAGCUACCGGGAUUUCGUCUUGAAGACCGAGAAUCUCAUUCAAAUAUUGCCGUCGAAUUAUCGCUUUCGAACCAGCUCGACGACCGUUCACAACGAAUGGGCAUUGAUUACUCAUAUGUCGUCGUUGUUUCUGCGCGACGUGCAGAACGGUGCCAUGACGAACGCUUUCAAGGCCUGUAUGGAUAAUAAGUUGAAACACGACAAAGAACAGUUCAGCCAGCAGAUAGUUGCCGAUUUAAAUAGUAUGUCGUACCAGCAAUUCCUAGCACUAAGAAUAUACUUCAUAAGUCACGAUAACGUUCUGACCGCGCCCCUCGACGUUUAUCGCAGCUUCUUCCAGGGAACAAUACAAGCCAUGGUCCGCGUGAUAAUGAGAGAAUUUAUCCGUAGACCGGAAUUGAUCGGGAGUAAAGCGGUGAUCGACGACAUGGAAGUGUAUCUGCACGACACUGUGAUGUUAAAGAUUGCGCAAGAUCAGACCAAAUCUUACGACGAGCAGUUGACACCGUACGACGUCGAUCUGGCCAUUGCUGAGAUCCCGAACGAUCACAAGUACGACGAUCUCAGAGUACUCAUGCGAUGCCAAGAAAUACAGCUGCCAGUCGUGCAGAAGACGUUAUUGCCAGACGACACGCCGAAACAGUUGCUUAUGACCUUGCUAGAAACGACCGAGAAAGAUGACCUAGACAAGAAGAUACGACGAAGCAUCGAGGCUUUGAAGCCAAUUGUCGCGCAAGCUAUUCGCGAAGAGGAGGUGGAGCUAGUGUUGAAACAGAUACCUAAUUACAGGUACCACACGAGCAAAUUGCAAAAUAUCAGGAAAUAUCUCGCACGAGUCGGACUGCAGUUCGUCUUGAUCAACAGCACAAAUACUACGCUGUAUCCCACCUAUAACGAGAGUCUAUACAUGUUGAACGAGCAUUUAUUGAAGGGUGUGACCGAUCAACCAAAGGACGACGAAUUUAAAACCGAGUUAAACUACCUGAACAGUACCUUAUACGAUAAUACUAAGGUCGAGCAUAUAGUAUCGCGAACGAUGAACGAUAUCAACGUGCAAGCACUGUUCUUCGCGUUGCCGAAGACGAAGGACGAGAGAAUCAUCCGCGGCAUCAUCAAGUUCUUUUCCCUUCCCGAUUUGCUGCAUCAACUGAACCUGCCCAAGAAUCCUUUCGAGUACUCGACCAAGGGUCAACUCUUGCAGGCCAUCCUGGAUCUGGGCCAGGAGCUAACGAGCGUGCAACGGGAUCCCGAACAACAGGAGGCUCUCGAGUACUUCAGGGACAAAAUAAUCACCAGCGGACCUGGCGCGCAGCCGCUCGAGCUGAAGAAGGACGCGCGCGAUUCCAACAUGGACGUGGACAUGUAUGGCCUAUGGCGUGCCAUCGAUACGACAAAACAUCCCGACUUGUGGAACGUGACGCUUCUCCUCCGGAAGUACGACAAGCUCGUGUACGCCAUGAGUUUAGAUCACAUGACGUACAGCACGAGGGGCGCGUAUCUGAAAGCACUGCUCGAGCAUCUUGUCAACCUUUCCCACGUGCCGGACGAGGCAAAGGAGUGGAUAAGGAACUUAAUACCAGCGGUGAGACUGGACGGUCCUGGGGCCUCGGACGUCGAUCUCAACGUGGAUGUCGUUCACGAGGAAAUGAUCAAGCCGCAAUUGAGGAUGUUCUUCAACGUCGCACCUCGCAACUUCAAGUCUCGAGCUCUAGCGCCGAGCAAUCGUUUCGGCGGCGAAAUCGUCUCGCACUCUUUCCAGGAGAACAAGGAAUCGCUGAAGGCCGCCGUCGAUCACAUAUUCGAUACCAUAUCGUCAUCCGAGGAGGAGAAUCUCUGGCAGACUUUCGGACAAAGAUUCAAUUCGACGCGAAACGAGAAAAAUCCCUCUCGAUUCAAAAAAACUACAACGAGCGGAUCAUCGAGCAAGCUCAACCUGAAGAUCACGAAUCACCCGAAAACGAAGAAUAUGAAGAACGAUCGGUCGACAACAUCGUCACUCGACGAUAUUCUCUUCAAGGUUCCCGUCAAUAAUAAGGCGGUGCAAAGAGAGACCGAAAUUAAAUCGGAAAAUAAUUCGAAUAAAAAAUCAAAUAAUCUCGACUAUCUUGAUAAUGAAAGCGCUGACAGUUCGAUUAAAGCGCGGAAAGUUAAAUCUCUUCAGACACGGAAAUCGCCAUCCGAGAAAUUGUCAAAGACGUCACGUAAUCGAAAACGUCACGAGCUGAUGUCCCAAAAUGUUCUCCUCCAAUCGGACACCAGUAUCGACAACGAGGACGAAGAUUUGAACGAAAGUGCCCCGAUCGGCAGGAUGCUCAGCGACAUGUUGUUGAAGGAUGAAGAGAAUCGGUUUCUUAUAAGGGAGUUGAUAGAGGAAGCAAAUAUCGGCGAGAGGACGAAAACCGUGAAGAAAGAUCUUAGCAGGCAUGCGAGGAAAGAAAGGAGUGAAGAAGGAAAAAUAUAUGAGAAUCGAUAA
This is a messenger RNA of Nylanderia fulva, 8709 nucleotides long. RefSeq lists its product as uncharacterized. The record is from RefSeq and is a predicted model, not a curated record. Lineage: Eukaryota; Metazoa; Arthropoda; Insecta; Hymenoptera; Formicidae.